This is a messenger RNA of Podospora anserina S mat+, 843 nucleotides long. RefSeq lists its product as uncharacterized. The coding region runs from base 1 to 843 and encodes 280 amino acids. NCBI's taxonomy places the organism in Eukaryota, Fungi, Ascomycota, Sordariomycetes, Sordariales, Podosporaceae. The record is from RefSeq and is a predicted model, not a curated record. The transcript has a single exon. Gene Ontology annotation, molecular function: transmembrane monodehydroascorbate reductase activity.
AUGACCUCCACAACCACCCCUUCCCUCCCGCGCUUGCCGGACGAGAUACACCCUCACCAGGAAGAACCUGACACCCAUCAACAACCAAACGAAAACGAGCCCCUCUUAGGCCGACCAGGCGACGCAAUCCAACGCCCCAACGCCCCCAUGUACCGCAACCUCUAUCUCGGUUUGUUUCCCCCUUUUCCCCUCCCAUUUCCCCCUUUGACUAACCUCCCCUCAACAGGAACCGGCAUCCUCUCCCAAACCGGCCUCCUCCUCCUCCUCCUCUCAAUCCUCAUCCCCCUCCUAACCCACCACCCCCUUUUACCUCUCUUAGUGCCCCACCCAAUCCUCCAACUCACCGGCCUCCUCGUCGCAACAGAAGCAAUCCUCCUCCUCCAACCAACAACAAAAUCCCUCCCCCUAGCCAAAACCCGCGCGGCCAAAUUCCACGCCUGGCUUCACCUUUUAUCCUUUUUGCUCUUCCUAUCAGGAACAGUAAUAAUCGAAACAAACAAACACGCCAACAAACUGCCUCACUUCCACUCUGUGCACGCUUAUUUGGGGGUUGCGACAGUCUCGUUGCUGGGACUGCAGUAUCUGUUUGGGUUCACGAUUUAUGUCACGCCCAGUGUGUGGGGAGGGGAGGAAAAGGCAAAGAAGGUCUGGAAGUGGCAUCGGUAUCUUGGGUAUGGGGUUUUGUUGAUGAUUCUGGCGACUACGGGGAGCGCGGCGUGGACGGAUUAUGUAAAGGGGCAGUUGGGGGUGUCGAGAGUGGGAGUGGUGUUGGGGGUUGUGUUGGUUGCGGGGGGCGUGUUUCCUAGGAUUCAGCUGGGGAAGUUGGGGUUGAGGGAGUAUUGA